GCCAUUUGCACGAAAUACUGGGGUCUGUAAUUGGGCACAAAUCCGCAGGAAAUAAGCAAAAUAGUGGAGUUCCGCCUCGCCGAUCACAGCUCAGGCUGACGAUAGAUUUCAGGCAGCGAAAUAUAUACUUCGUCCUGGACUUCAAUUCUCACGAUAAGAGUACCACAACACCUGGAGUCACCUUUGUCGCGUCACAUCCUGCAAUCUCUGAACAUGGCCUCAGAUGAUACCCUGUCGGAAGAGGCAAUUCCCAUGCUGGCGGAAAUGGAUGAGGAUCAUCCGACACCUUCGAAGUACUGGUUUCAGGUACAACGACCGCGAACGAUUGCGCUUCUCCUUUCCCUCCUGAUCCUCAUACUCAGUACGGCUAGCAGCUUAAUGAUUGUACCCACGACUCGGAUCCUAGAGGACGCGAUUUGUCGUAAACAUUAUGACGUAGAAGGGCAAGCAGAUAUCGAUGAAAAAUUAUGCAAGAAAGAUGAGAUCCAAUCUCAGCUUGCUUAUUUGAACGGCAUCGUUUCCAUGCUGGAAGCUGUUUUCGGAUUGAUUGUUGCUUUCCCCUAUGGUGUUCUCUCUGAUAGAAUUGGGCGCAAGCCUGUGUUCUUCCUUUGCUUGGGCGGAACUAUGCUGAAUGUCACAUGGACUUUUUGCAUCCUUCGGUUUUGGCAUACGAUACCCGUACAGUUCAUCGUUGUUGCCCCAGCGUUCCUCUUGGUUGGUGGGGGAUAUACCGUUGUGAUCGCCGUAUUGUACGCCCUUGCUGCAGACGUGGAGCCAGAUGCGAAUAGAGCGUCGGCUUUCUUCCUCAUGUCGGUUGCAUAUCUAACUGGAACCAUGCUGGGAGCACUCGUAGCGUCCAAGCUUAUGAUGACCUUUUCAGCCUGGAGGCCACUGCUGAUCGCCUACGUGAUGAUACCUCUGGGGACAAGCGUCAUGAUAUUCAUUCCAGAAACCUUACAAGCAAAGCCCGACAGCCACAAGGAUGCCACUUUAGAAGAGGAAACGUUUAUCUCGUCUGCAAAAUCCCAGAUACGAGAGGGUUUCAUGCAUGGAGUCAGAUGCCUUUCCAUGUUCAAGUCUGUGUCGCUGGUCUUGAUCAUCCUUACCUACCUCCUCCACUUCCCCAGCAUCACAGCCAGAGGCCAAUUCUUCGUACAAUACUUUAGCAAGCGCUUCGACUGGGACCUGGCUAAAACCGGAUAUCUCCUAGCAUUGCGCGGCGCUGUCAGUAUCUUCAUGCUCCUGGUUGCACUUCCAUUACUGUCGAAGCUCCUCCUCUCUCCCUCGGUUCGCAUGACUGUCGCAAGAAAGGAUCUUGCCCUGGCCCAAUUCUCGAUACUUGCCACCACUAUUGGAGCAGUUCUUCUAGGCUGUUUUAAUAUCCCGACUGUCAUCUCGGGCGUUGUGAUCGCUACCCUUGGCGAUGGCCUCUCCCCGCUGUGCAGGUCGCUUGCAACCUCUUUCGUCGACUCCCGCCACACCUCGAGUCUUUAUGUUUUGAUUGGCGUCGUUGAGACGAUUGGCAUGAUAUAUGCAGGGCCGUCACUAGCUUGGUUUUUCGCCACAGGAAUGAAGCUGAAAGGGCUAUGGUUGGGAUUACCAUAUUUCUGGCUCGCAUCGAUUGCUGCUCUAGCCACGGUUGGGCUGUGCUUUGUGAAGCUUCCUGCUGGCUCGGUGAAGCUGGCUGAAGUCGACGCCAUGUUUGAUGAGGACGAAUCGGAUCUGAUGGAUAGAAACGAGGUGUAGACUCAGAAUAGACGCGAAUGAAUAGAAUUUUAGAUUCAAUACAUGGGC
Hyaloscypha bicolor E is the source of this 1794-nucleotide messenger RNA. RefSeq names its product MFS general substrate transporter. Lineage: Eukaryota; Fungi; Ascomycota; Leotiomycetes; Helotiales; Hyaloscyphaceae. Gene Ontology annotation, cellular component: membrane. Gene Ontology annotation, biological process: transmembrane transport. The transcript has 4 exons. The record is from RefSeq and is a predicted model, not a curated record. Gene Ontology annotation, molecular function: transmembrane transporter activity. The coding region runs from base 214 to 1746 and encodes 510 amino acids.